Sus scrofa (pig) is the source of this 2421-nucleotide messenger RNA. RefSeq names its product cilia and flagella associated protein 100 (gene CFAP100). NCBI's taxonomy places the organism in Eukaryota, Metazoa, Chordata, Mammalia, Artiodactyla, Suidae. The record is from RefSeq and is a predicted model, not a curated record. Gene Ontology annotation, cellular component: ciliary basal body.
GUCACAACCCCGCCCGCCAGGAGAACGGUUGCCUUGACGACGUAAACUGACCGCCUGGGCGCGCGCGUGCGCAGAGUCGGGUUCAGCGGCUCUGAGACUUCUGAGCGAGCGCAGGCGUGCGGGGCCGGUUGGAAUCUCCUUUAGCCAAUGUCAAGUUUCUCAGUGAGAGCUUCCUCCUUUGCCCGGAUGUCCAAGAUCCUGCUUCCUACCCUGUCCAAGGACCUGUCUUUGCAUAACAAGAACAGCCCAGAAUCCACGGACAAAAGUUCUUCUUCCACCACUGAAGAAAAAAAGAAACAUGAGAAAAAAAGCAAAGUGUCCAUGAUGCUUCCCGACCGUUCAGAUAAUCCCUUCCACAUGUCCGAGGAUGUGGAUUUCUUCUUGCUCAGAGAUAAGGAGCGGAAUAAGUCUCUCGCAGAUCGGGAGAAGAAGAAGAUGCUUCGGGUGCACGAGAAGAUGACGUCCUCUUCCAAAGUGUCAGCCAAGCAUGCCAGCCUGCGGCGCGAGCUGCAGCUGGAGGAUGAGAUGGAGGACCUGGAGGUGCAGGCGCACGCCGAGCAGCUGCGCACCUUCCACGACCAGAUGGCCUGGAAACUCUCCAAGACCCGAGACAAGGUGGAACCUGAGAACAUCAACAGCUACAUCAGCCUGAGGCGGCAGAUGUUCCUCAUCCAGGUAGGCCGGCUGCCCCUCAGGCUGUGGGCGGCCACUGUGAGGGGGCAACUCCUGUUCCCGGGCCCUCAGUAUGCCCUAGACGUGAAGCAGAAUGAGAUCCAGCGGCUGGAGAGUCUGAUGACCAGGGAGGAGGCCAAGCUGGAGCAGGCAGAGAGGUUUCUGGAGAAGGACGCUGCUCUGUUCGACGAGUUCCUCAGGGAAAAUGACCGCAGCUCUGUGCAGGCCCUGAGAGUGGCUGAGAAGGAGUCUAAAGCUAAGAUGGAGAAAAUCGUUGAGAUCCGCGAUCUGACCACCCAGAUCAUGAACAUCAAAAGUGAAAUCUCCAAGUUUGAAGACACUCUGCAGCAUUACAAGGUCUACAGGGACUUCCUGUACAAGCUGUCACCCAAGGAAUGGUUGGAAGAACAGGAGAGAAAGCGCCUGGCGUUCAGAAAUGCUAAGGAGGCGGUCGAGGCCUUCAAGGAGAGCAUGCUCUUCUCCCAGCUCGGGGACAGAGGACCUGGGAUCAAAGGCAAGACGGGCUUCAGAGGUACGUGGCUUCCCCAGGCUGGUGGGGCCCUACCCCAGGCAGGGCAGGUGGACACCUUUCCUCUGCUUCCUCCAGAGUGGCAGGGCUCAAAGAAGCCCGCCAAGCUCCUGCAGGUGAUGCGGCUGCGGCAGUUCCUGUCUGGCACUGCCAGCCCCCAGCAGGGCAACCAGCCCAGCCUGCCUGGCGGGCUGGACCCCAAAAGGUCCAGCUCUGCCCUCCCAGUGCAGGAGGACCCAGACAGCGACGGGGAGGUCAGUGCCCCUCUGCGGGGGUGGGGCGAGGAGCCCGCCACUGUCCACACCCACAUGUGGCUCUGGUUGCAGGAGCUGGAGCUGUACUUCACGGAGCCCCAGCAGCUCCUGGAUGUCUUCGUGAAGCUGGAAGAGCAGAACCUCUCGCUGAUCCAGAACACCCAGGAAAUGGAGGAGGCCUUGGAGGAGCUGAGCUUCACCCUGAAAAACACCCAGAUCCGCAUGGACAGGGAGGUCAACCAGCUGAAGCAGUGGAUCACCACACUGAUGAUGUCCAUUGCCAAGGAGGAGGAGACGGCCGCCGAGCUGGAGCUCAAAGCCCGCGUCUUCCAUUUUGGCGAGUACAAGGGUGAUCAAGAGGACAAGCUUCUGGAGAGUCUGAACCGCAAGGUGCUGGACGUGUACCGGCACUGUGUGGGCGGCCAGCAGGAGUCCAGCCUGGGCACUGUGCAGAUGCUGGCCACCAUCGAGCACCAGCUGGAUGAGCUGCUUGAGAACCUGGAGCAUGUGCCCCAGGCCAAGAUCGAGCAGGCUGAGAAGACCAAAGAGAAGGAACGACGAUUAAGACUCCGGGAGGAGAAGGCGAAGUUGCAGAAGGAGCUGCAGGAGGAGCGUCUUCAGCGGGCACAGGCUCGGGCUCAGGCAGAGAUCAAGAGGAAGAGGGGCCGGAGACUCCUGUGCCGCUCCCGGCCGCCCGCUCAGAAGAUGAAGGCACCGUCUGAGCAUGAGCUGCUGGACAAGGACAACGAGGAGCAGCUGUUCUUCUUCACCUAGCCUGUGGGCUGCCGUCACUGAUGGGGACGGAGAGAGGCAGACGGCGAGCGGCCGGGAGCAGAGGCAGGGCUGGGGGCGGGGCGUGGGCACUGGCGACUGUCACCGAAGCCCUUGCCCCUCAUGCUGCCCCUUCCUUCUCCUGUGAAAUAAACACGUGUCUUUCUGGUGCCUUGAGGCCUGUUUGAGGAGGCA